Engraulis encrasicolus (European anchovy) is the source of this 2150-nucleotide messenger RNA. It is a transcript of the gene lta4h, whose product is annotated as leukotriene A4 hydrolase. Gene Ontology annotation, molecular function: metallopeptidase activity; epoxide hydrolase activity; zinc ion binding. The coding region runs from base 25 to 1878 and encodes 617 amino acids. Gene Ontology annotation, cellular component: cytosol; nucleus. The transcript has 19 exons. The record is from RefSeq and is a predicted model, not a curated record. Gene Ontology annotation, biological process: proteolysis; peptide catabolic process; leukotriene biosynthetic process. NCBI's taxonomy places the organism in Eukaryota, Metazoa, Chordata, Actinopteri, Clupeiformes, Engraulidae.
GUCUACUCUCGGACCGGUCCCACCAUGGCACCCGCAUCAGACCCCUGCUCUUUCGCCUCCUUCACCAAAUGCGCCACCAAACAUCUGAACCUCACAUACCACGUGGAUUUUGACAGCCACGUUCUCAAAGGGAAAGCCGCUCUCACCAUCGAGGUCCUGGAAGACAAAUUCUCGUCUCUGACUCUUGACUCGCGUGACUUGAAGAUCUCCGCGGUGACAGCCAAUGGGCAGCCGGCCAAGUUCACCCUGGGGCCACAGCACAGCUUCAAGGGGGCCCCCCUCGAAAUCACCCUGCCCUUCGAGCUCUCCAGGGGUCAGCAUGUGAUAGUGGAGGUGUCGUAUGAGACGUCUCCUAAAGCCUCCGCUCUCCAGUGGCUCACCCCAACGCAGACCGCCGGCAAGAAGCACCCAUACCUCUUCAGCCAGUGCCAGGCUACUCAUUGCAGAAGCAUGGUGCCCUGCCAGGAUACACCAUCAGUCAAGCACACCUACUACGCCCAGGUCUCUGUGCCUAAGGAGUUGGUGUGUGUGAUGAGCGCGGUGCGCGAUGGACAAGCGGCUGAUCCCCAAGACAACAGCAGAAUCAUCUACCGCUUCAGACAACCGGUCCCCAUGCCCUCCUAUCUCAUUGCCAUCGUGGUCGGAGCGCUGGAGAGCAGGGAGAUCGGUCCUCGUACCAGAGUGUGGUCUGAGAAGGAGUACGUGGACAAGGCAGCCUUCGAAUUCUCUGAGACUGAGUCCAUGUUGAAGACGGCUGAGUCCCUGGCGGGUCCGUAUGUGUGGGGUCAGUACGACAUCCUGGUGUUGCCCCCCUCCUUCCCAUACGGAGGCAUGGAGAACCCCUGCCUCACCUUCGCAACCCCCACUCUACUGGCUGGGGACAAGUCUCUUUCUAACGUGAUUGCUCAUGAGAUCUCCCACAGCUGGACCGGUAACCUGGUGACCAACAAGACCUGGGAGCACUUCUGGUUGAAUGAGGGCCAUACUGUGUAUCUGGAGCGUAUGAUUGGCAGAGCUCUGGAGAGCGAGCAGUUCAGACAGUUCAAAGCCAUGGGGGGCUGGAAGGACCUGCAGGACUCAGUGAAUACGUUUGGUGCCAACAGUCCGCUGACCAAUCUGGUUCCGGACCUGAACGAGGUGGACCCUGACGUGGCCUUCUCCUCUGUCCCCUACGAGAAGGGAUUCGCCCUGCUGUACCAUCUGGAGGAACUCAUGGGCGGACCAGAGGUGUUCAUGGGCUUUGUGAAGUCCUACAUCCAGCUGUUUGCCUACAGCAGUGUCACCAGUGAGGAGUGGAAGACCUACCUCUUCACGUACUUCAAGGACAAGGUGGACAUUCUGAAUAAAGUGGAUUGGAACGCCUGGAUGCACACGCCUGGAAUGCCCCCCGUCAAACCCCAGUACGAUACCACCAUGGCUGAUGCCUGUAUCGCCCUCUGCCAGAAAUGGGUCAAGGCUAAGGAGAGUGAGCUGUCUGGCUUCACUGGUGCCGACCUGAAGGCUCUGACGUCACACCAGGUCAUCGAGUUCCUCUCACUGCUGCUGCAAGAGGAGGCUCUUCCUCUGGCCCAUGUGAAGAGGAUGCAGGAGGUGUAUGACCUCAACGCUGUCAAGAACUCCGAAAUACGCUUCAGAUGGUUGCGUCUGUGUGUGAAGUCUCAUUGGGACGAAGCGGUUGCCAUGGCGCUACAGAUGGCUACCGAACAGGGAAGGAUGAAGUUCACCAGACCCCUAUACAGGGAGGUGUACGCGUGGGAGAAGCAUCGUGAGGAGGCUGUGAAGACCUUCCUGGCCAAUCGGGAUGCAAUGCACUUCGUCACCGCCAUGCUGGUGGCCAAGGACCUCAAGGUGGACGAGACGCAGAGCACCGGCCUCUAGAUAUAUCACACACACACACACACACACACACACACACACACACACACACACACACACACACACACACACACACACACACACACACACACACACACACACACACACACACACACACGCCGCAUUCACACCAGGUCCACCUUAAAUCAAGCCCCCUAUUGCUAUUUAUAUAUAUUGACCAAGAUACACCUUAAAACAAGUCCUUGCGUCUUUAACGUAAGGUGGACCAGACACAGAACACUUGGGAUGUUGGACUUGGAUCCGAGGCGAGCCAC